Penaeus monodon (black tiger shrimp) is the source of this 4230-nucleotide messenger RNA. Its product is annotated as signal peptide peptidase-like 2B. Gene Ontology annotation, biological process: membrane protein proteolysis. The record is from RefSeq and is a predicted model, not a curated record. NCBI's taxonomy places the organism in Eukaryota, Metazoa, Arthropoda, Malacostraca, Decapoda, Penaeidae. Gene Ontology annotation, cellular component: cytoplasmic side of endoplasmic reticulum membrane; lumenal side of endoplasmic reticulum membrane; Golgi-associated vesicle membrane. Gene Ontology annotation, molecular function: aspartic endopeptidase activity, intramembrane cleaving.
CAUUUAAGCCUCAUUGUCAUCUGGUUUCUGGCCUUGUUCUCAGUUGUUGUUGGGGCCUAUUGGUCUGGGACUGUCCGGCAUGAAUUAUAUUUGAUACAACAUGAGCAGGAAGGAGAACACAGAGAUGUUGCCCGAGAGCCAGUGUUGCCCCACGAAGAAACCUCCAUCAAUAUGACAGUGAGAAGCAUCUUAGGAUUUGUAGUGUUGAUGUGCAUCAUGCUGCUAUGUCUGUAUUUCCUCUAUGCUUAUCUGGUGUACAUCAUCAUUGCAAUGUUCUGCCUUGCCUCUGCCAUUGCUACAUAUUGCUGUCUUGAUCCAUUGGUGUCAAGAAUGCCCUGUGGCACAACCAGGACUCCAUACUUCAACAUAUACAUUGUACGUGGCACACUGAUGAUUCGCCAGAUAUUGCUUCUGAUAUUUGCCUUUGGACUGUCGAUCACCUGGGUGGUGCUAAGGAAGGAGCCAUGGGCUUGGAUCGAGAUAUUACUAGAUUAUUCACAUUUAUCUUUCAGCAUCAAUGUUUUGAAAAUGAUCCGUCUGCCGAGCCUAAAGAUCUGCACUUUCUUUGUGUGCCUUGAUCAACCAUUUUUGAUCAUCAUCCAUUUAACAUCCGAUGGUAAGAGCAUAAUGGUUGAGGUGGCCAAGGGAGGUCCAAGCCAGGAGCAGAUGCCAAUGGUGCUCAAAGUACCAAACUUCGACUAUGAGCUUUCCAAGAUUUGCGACUUGCAGGAGAAUUACAACCUGCUUGGUUUUGGAGACAUCCUCAUACCUGGGCUCCUCGUGUCUUUUGUGCACUCUUUCGACCUACAGGCAGGCACACCUUGCCGCCUCUACUUCCUUAUCAAUAUCAUAGGCUACGGCUCGGGCCUGGUGACCACCUUCAUCGCCCUGUGGCUCAUGAGCUUCGCCCAGCCCGCCCUGCUCUACCUCGUGCCCUUCACUCUCAUCCCCACCUUCAUCACCGCCGCCGCCAGAGGGGAGUUCAUGGCCAUGUGGCGCGGCGACUCCGACAAGUUCGACUGUGACGCCGACGCCGACGCGGAGUCGGUGGAGGAGACCCACAACACCGCCAACGCAACCGCCAGCGCAACCAUCGCCUCAGUGGACAGCUCGGCCGACACCGCCAGCCGCCGCUCUAACGCCAUCAGCCCCACGGCGGCCACCUAAGGGCCGCCUCGGCGCCGACGCGAACGGAAAGGAAGCGGGACCGAGCGGGUCGCCGCGAGCUGCCGCUGCCUCCGACCCUCGUCUCCGACAGGGCUGCCUCGUCCUCUCGUCGGCCGUUCUGUGCAAGCCGCACUGUCUGUUCUUUGAAGGCAUUCUCUCUCGUUUCAUCUCAUUUAGACUUGGAGUUAGGAGCGACUUUGGAUAAUACUCGGCCGCGCAGCACCCCCCGUCCGCGAAGGAAGCCUUGCCUGGAGGCGCCUCCGGACCUGCAGGUCCCUCUGAGCUUGCGGCCGCAGCACCCACCUGCGGCGGCCGGCGGCGGACGGGCCUCGGGUCGUCUUUCUCUGGCUGUCACAAAGGUUCCCCCUUCUCCUGGGACCCUUUUUCCUUCAGCCCUAUUUCGACUUUCACCUGCUCCGUCAUUUCUCAUUGCCCUCUUGCCCUUUUCCUCCUCCUCCUCCUUCCCACCUUCAUCUCUUUCUUUCCCUAUUCUUCUUUUUCUUCUUUUUCUUAUAAUUCCUCCUCUGUCUCUUCAUCCUCUCUUUCCCUUUUCUUUCCCUCUUCUUCCUUUUCUUCAUUUUCCUCAUAUUCUUCCUCUUCCUCCUCCCCCUCCUCUUACAACUACUACUACUACUACUACUACUACUACUACUACUACUACUACUACACUUCUUCCUCCUCCUCCUCCACCUCCUCCUCCUCCACCUCCUCCUCCUCCUCCUCCUCCUCCUCUUCCACCAGCCUUUCCUUCUUCCUCCGCACUUCUGCAGCUCCUCCUCCCUCCCCCGGUCUACCAAUCUGAGGGCAUCGCAAGUGUGCCAAAGAAACGCCUCGCGCUGAAGUAGAGGGACGAGGGCGAGCGUGAGGCCUUGCGACGCAGGAGGUCUUGCGCGCUCGCGGGCAGGAGGCGGGCGAGGGGCAGAGAGACGAAGGGAAGAGAGACGAAGGGAAGAGAGGGUUAGAUGGGAAAGGGAGAGAGAAGCGGAACGGAAGAAGUAAAGAAAAUCGGAAAGAAGAACUUUAAGGAAUUAUAGAAACGAGAGUAAUUGGAGGAGACCGGUAAGAAAGGAAAUGAAAGGUGAAAAGUGAAUGAAUAGAUGUUACGAAAUCUGUAGCAGGUGAAUCAUUUCCUGUAAUUCAGGAAACGAAAUCCGGAAGACGAAACGCCGGACUACAAAGAAAACGAAAGUUAAGCAAACGGAAGAAGGGAAGAAAACGACGGAUACUCAAGCUGCAAGAAAACAGGCCUUGGCGAGGAUUCAAACUUUGAAGUUUUUCCAGCCGCGGAGAGCCAGCGGGUGUUGCCAACUUAGUAGUCAUAGUAUACAUGAUAGAUGGCAAUUAGAUAUCAUUUUUUUCUCUCUCUCAAUUCAUUACUUCACAUUCACUGCCGUUGCAUGUUGUGACAACAGUUAUGUACAGGGGGCUUGGCCUUAGAGAGGGCUAUAGUAUUGUUGUCUCUAUAUUAUUUUUUUUAUUAUUAUUAUUUUAUUAUCGUCAUCAUCAUUGUUAUUACAUUAUUACUGUUUUAUGAUAAUUGAAAUUAUUUUCAUUGCUACUCCGAUUCUCAGUCUCAUAAGCUUGCCUUUAUGCCGCACGUCUCCAGUGCCUACAGUGUCGCCAGAGGGAAUCGCAAGCCAGCUGGCCCGGCGGCCGGGCUCUGCCCCUCCAGCUGGGCGCCGGCGACAGCUUGGCUUCCUUAUGCCCGUCGAGGUGACUCUUACGCUGCAGGGACAAAGUGAGAUGCAGAGGCUUUGUAAGAUCUUGGCUGAGCUUGACGAGCAGACGGCCCAAGACACUUGAGUUGCCCUGCGCGCGAGAGCGCAGUCUUCGAGAACAGUAUUCUGCGUUUCUGCGCGAUUUUGAGGUGGUGAGUUGCGUUCCGCGUCGCCUUCGUUGCACCGGCGAAGGCUUGUCGAAAUCUUGGUCGAUAUGUCGCAUUCGUCGUUGCUUUAGUUAGGUUUUAUGAAAUAAAUGUCUUUUGGUUUGAAUAGGUGUCGGUUCAAGCACAACCGUUGUUUGUAUGAAGUGGCUAACACCAGAUUUUUAUUCAGUAUUGUCUAACACAGUCUUAGACUUUCCACAUGAAAACACAUUUUAACCGUGACCCCAAGAUCUGAACGUCCAAACAUACACAGCAUGUAUUGACUCAACGCCUACUUACGAAUCCGCACAAACACGUUUGGUUUUAGGUUUUCGUCUGAUAUUAUUUUAGUGCCUACAAUGCCUUAGAAAGCAUUAUGUAUUAUAUUGAGGUGUAUGUUUUAAGUUUACCAUUGAAUUGUAUAUUAUAGCUCCCAUGAGAUUUUAAGAGAUUUUUCUUAGAGGCAUUAAGAAUUCUCAAGAAAAAAUAUCUAAUUUACCCUGGCAAAAAAAUCUUAUUUUUUAAAUUUAAACGUAUUUGUAUGAAGGCAGGGCACUGUCGCACCACGUUUGUCCCGCAUGUGUGGCGCUCGCAACCGCCUCGCACGCCCGCUCGCCUGGCCUCGGCCUCGCAGGUCUCUUGCGCCCGCGGGAACCAGGCGGGAUCCUGGUGCGGUUUGGCUGUUCCCGGGCUUUCCCUCCUCUUUUACUUUAAAUACUCUCUUAUUCUUUUCAUCUCCUCCUCUCUCGCUUCUUCUUUUUAGGAUUUCGCACCCGGGAAACUGUGGAGAAAUAACCAUUCGAUUGCUUGUAUAUGUGUCACGGGAGGCGGUCCUGAGGCGGUUCCUCGAAACUAAGGAGCCAAGCCUGGCGCCGGCGUGAAUGGAUUAUCAAGAAGCUACUCAUAAAUCUUAUCCUUUGAGUUUUUUGUGCGUCAGAUGCUGACUGGUACUAGUUAUCCUUAUCUGCUGCAGACCAGGACAGCUGGGGCUGUCAUGGACGCACAUUAAAUGAUUCUCUGAAUGAGUCGGCGAAGUUUCGCGACUCCGUAGUGUAUCUGCAACACGGGACGGGAGUACUGGUUAAAGUGCGGUUGCCAUUAACAUGUUCUUUGCACUUCAUUUCCAAAUAUAAUAUUCGCAAUUUGUAUUUGAUCUUACGUAAGUUAUUGUACAAGAAAAUAUUAAAUAUUUUGGUAUA